GUACAGCGCUGACCCAACAAACAUUCAUUUCAAGGUUUUCAUGCCCUGCGUCCUUAUUGUCCGUGCUCAGUUGCUCCCUAUAUAAUCAGGUGGGUGUUCUGCUUCAUCCUCUCAAGAUGUCCCUCAUACCUCAACCCAAGCCUUUUCGCACAUAUUUGAAUCCAAACUUCCCAGAUAAGCACCAGAUCUUGAUCUCAAUCCUUCAACCAAAACAUAUCCGGAAGUAUGAGUGGCGGCCAACGAAAUGGACCCCUGACUCGGGUGACUAAGGGGGUUGGCAGUCUCAUAGGUCUUGCGGCCGAGGCGCAUGCUCAACACAAGAACAAAAAAACAAGCCCGGUUGCAAGGAGACAUGACGCCCUCGAGGACUCCAACGGCGCACCGAAGAGCAGAGGGGCCGCCGUUCAACAUGAAGCCCAGGACAUCGACGAACAAGAAUCACUUUCUGACGAGGAGGAGGAGGAGGAUGCUUUUGCCCUCGACUCCAUCCUCCCCCCGUCGUACGAUGAAGCAAUCUCUCCGAGUUCUUCCAGCACUACUCCAUUCACCACAAUAAAACCCCUCCCAGCUCCUAUCAUCCUACCUCAGCGUCGCCCUCACCGUUCUUCUCGAGGCUUUAUUCGAGCGUAUGCUCCCGUCCUCCAAACCCACAAAAAUAUCUCUCAAGCCGCCUUUCUCCAGUUCCUCAAAGACUUCCAACAGUCCUCGCGCGCCUCGCCCGUGUUCCAUGCAAUUAACAUUGGCGCUAUGGCUGCUGGGUUCGCCCCCAGCGUGAUUGCCAUGGCCGUGAGCAUGAGCGUGCAAGCCGGCGUGAAGUAUGCCAGCGCCGCGCAGGAGAGGAUGAGAACGAACUCUUUCUUGGACAAGGCGAACAGGGAGAUGUUUUGGCCCGUCGGGCUGCAUGCGAUGAUUACGACCUUUGCGCCCGGUCAGACCGACCAAAGCAUUCUGGACGUCGACACGGGACGUCCACUUCCCUCGUCCGGCGGAACAGGCCGACGUGAACUCGCGAUCCCUCAAUCCGCCCCGCUGAUCUUCCCAGAUGUCGACGACGAAGCAGAUGACGACGGCCAGCCGGCAUCGUCUUGGAAGCGGAGCACAAAGUUUGUUUCCUCGUACUUCGACCGACGUGCCCAGGCCGCUUAUCCUUCCACCUACGCCGACGCCUUGCAGGCAGAUUCAAAUGGCCGGCCGAGCUUCGCCAGCCGCUUCAGCGACCCCAAUCACCCCGCUAAUUCGGGAAGUCCUCUCGCGCUCCUGACGGGUGGCAUCAUCAACCCAAGAGGCGACCAAGGCGGGUUGCUGUCGACCGUAAGAAGCAUAAAGCGAUCCAGCUCCCACGGAGACGAAGGAUUGCUGAUGCGGCUCGCACGGACCGCGUCGGGCGCGGCACAAGGUGAAAAAUACAGACAGCAGUCCUAUGGAUCUGCUUCCCUCUCUCUCUCCCGAUCUGAGUCCCAGUCUCAGCCCCAUUAUUACCAGUCCCGUGAACCGGACGACCGUGGGUAUUCAUCGCACGAGAGCUCUCGACGGCGCCACCGCCACGAACGACGUCAUCGCCGGGAAGAUUCAGGGAAUCCAUGUGAUGAAGGUUACAGCCGAGGACGGCCGGGACCGCAAGGACGUGGCGGCGGCGAUGGUCGCGGUGGACUCAGACAAGUGCUGAGGAGAGCAAGGACGAUGCAGCAGGAUGUGCUGUACCUCGUCAUCGCCGAGAUCCCAGACUCGGUCAAAGAGGAGAUGGCGUGCAGGCGGCGAGGUUAGUUGGCGAUCGAUACAUACAUGCCAAGUAAGAAAAAAGGAAUAGGCGCUGGUCUGGACUCAGCACGGCGGAGUUCCUUGUCUUAUACUAUUAUUCAUUUCAC
Messenger RNA from Cladophialophora immunda, 1865 nucleotides. RefSeq lists its product as uncharacterized. The record is from RefSeq and is a predicted model, not a curated record. The transcript has a single exon. The coding region runs from base 226 to 1764 and encodes 512 amino acids. NCBI's taxonomy places the organism in Eukaryota, Fungi, Ascomycota, Eurotiomycetes, Chaetothyriales, Herpotrichiellaceae.